CACACACACUCACGGGCUCACGCACGCUCACACUCGCACAGGCACACGCACGCGCGCGCGCACGCAGCAGCAGUAUUCCGCGCUGUCCCGGUGGAGAGGAGCAUCACUGGGCAGCGACACCGUUUUCACCCGCAGCUACACCGAGAUCUUGCGGGGCUGAGAGAGAGAGAGAGAGAGAGAGAGAGAGAGAGAGAGAGAGAGAGAGAGAUUCAUCACCGCGCAGACCUUCAUCACCGUCAUCUUUAUUAUCAGCAUCCUCCUCACUCUCCUUCUCUUCGGCAUCAAGAGCAACAGCAGAAGCGUCUCCUUCUCCAUCUCCUUCUUCUCCUUCUCCUCGUCCUUCUCCUGGCGCCUCGAUGUAAAAACUGCAGCUUAGAUUUUGGGGAGAUUUUCCGUCACUGCAGAAGAGAACUCGGUUCAGCUGCGUGCUUGAAGAAUGAUGUGGGUUCGGCUGGGAGCGCUGUGGAUCUGGGCCUGGUUGCUGACCAUCAACGUUUUGGGCAAAAGCUCGAAUCAGAACGGAUCAGACGAGCAGAAGGACAACACCACUGUCUUCACUCGUAUCUUAGACAGUCUGCUGGACGGCUAUGAUAACCGUCUCAGGCCUGGACUCGGAGAGCGUGUGACCGAGGUGAAGACGGACAUUUUCGUGACCAGUAUUGGCCCUGUCUCUGAUCAUGACAUGGAAUACACCAUAGACGUGUUCUUCAGACAGAGUUGGAAAGAUGAGCGUUUGAAGUUUAAAGGUCCGAUGGCUGUGCUGCGCCUCAACAACCUGAUGGCCAGUAAGAUCUGGACCCCUGAUACCUUCUUCCACAACGGCAAGAAAUCUGUAGCGCACAACAUGACCAUGCCUAAUAAACUGCUGCGUAUCACAGAGGAAGGAACUCUGCUCUACACCAUGAGGUUGACGGUGAGAGCUGAAUGCCCGAUGCACUUGGAGGAUUUCCCCAUGGAUGCUCAUGCCUGUCCACUUAAAUUUGGCAGUUACGCAUACACGCGGGCCGAGGUGGUGUACGUGUGGACGAGAGGAGCUGCUCAGUCAGUGGUAGUUGCUGAAGACGGAUCUCGACUGAAUCAGUAUGAUCUGAUGGGACAGACGGUGGACUCAGGAGUCGUCCUGUCCAGCACCGGCGAGUAUGUUGUCAUGACAACGCACUUCCACCUGAAAAGGAAGAUUGGCUACUUUGUCAUUCAGACGUAUCUGCCGUGCAUCAUGACUGUCAUCCUGUCACAGGUCUCAUUCUGGCUCAACAGAGAGUCUGUUCCUGCAAGAACAGUGUUUGGAGUGACCACUGUCCUGACCAUGACCACUCUGAGCAUCAGCGCUAGAAACUCUUUGCCCAAAGUGGCCUACGCCACCGCCAUGGACUGGUUCAUCGCCGUCUGCUACGCCUUCGUCUUCUCUGCCCUCAUCGAAUUCGCUACCGUCAACUACUUCACCAAGAGGGGCUACGCCUGGGACGGCAAGAGCGUCGUACCUGAAAAGCAAAAGAAGAAAAAGGAGUCUCUUCUGAAGAAGAACAACACCUACACCGCUGCCACGGCAACCGCUUUCGCCCCCAACAUCGCCAGAGAUCCAGGAUUAGCGACCAUUGCCAAAAGCGCACCUCCUCCACCGACCGAGCCAAAAGAAGAGCCGAAACCCAAACCGGCCGAGGCGAAGAAAACAUUUAACAGUGUGAGCAAAAUUGACCGGAUCGCCAGAAUAGCGUUUCCCCUGCUCUUUGGUACCUUUAACCUGGUCUACUGGGCAACUUAUCUAAACAAAAAACCCAAAAUUCAAGAUGCUCUACCACCCCACUAAUCUAAAGCUUCCCUUUCCCUUCUUACUUUCUCGUCUCUUUUCUUUAAAUGUCUCCUUCAGAGUAGAACAAAAUAGUGGUUGAGUCUCUAGUCUCCGCUUCACCUCCUCUGUAAUAUAAGCUUCCCAGAAUAUAAAAAAAAAAAAAAGACAAAGAAGAACGAAAUCCACAAAAUGUGCUAAAUGCGUUGCCAUGACGAUGCUGUGUGUAUACUGUACUUGAGCAGUAUAUAAAUCCGGGACCUUGUUUAUUUCCUCAUCACACCUUCAUGCAUGAGCUGCACUUUUUCGACGUUACCUGCGAGUGUUCUUCCAUUCUCCGUAGUCAAUGUGUUCUAUUGGAAAUAGAUUUUUCGACAUUGCAAGAGCAAUAAAAUAAAUCAUGUCUCAGUGGACCUACACAUGCGCUAAUCAUGCUAUAAACACGGAUCCAGUUCUGACGUCACAGACACCAAGCUUUAUAUUUUAUUACAUUUUACUGUAAAUAUUCUAUAAAACCUUCGAGAUGUCAGUCAUCCCUUUGAGCUUUGCUUAACCUACGAGAUAAAAGCACUUCACAGCAGAGAAGAAGACGAGAGCUGUGGGGUUUAAUAACAGGCACUUUCAGGCUGUUCAUGGCCACUUUUGCUCAAAUAUAUAAAUAAACAAACAAAUAAAUAAAUAAAGUUAUUUAUGGCCAACACCUACAGCAGGUCACAUUUGUUAAAUCUAGAAUGUAAAGAUAAAAGCGUAUGUCCACACUAGCAAGCGACAAAACAUCAGAUGACUCACUGCUCCAUUUAUUAACACAAAGAAGGGCCGUGUCCUAAACGCUAACAAUGGAGAGAAGCAUGAUAGGAUGUACAGAGGGUGCCAAUAUUUACGCAAAAAGGUGAAUCAGAUUAACCUGGUGUAGAUAUCGACUCACUGAAGGGGAAAGGAUGUGAAGCGAAACGUGAAGGACACACAUUUGUUUCUGGUCGUGUUUACGUCUCAUUUUGCAGCAAUGUUAGCUGGUGAAUCUCAACAGUCUUGGCCAUAUGAGCCAAUAGAAGACAAGUGGGCGGGGCUGUGGUUGCUCUCAUUGAGAAGCAUCAUGCUGAUCUUGUUCAGUUCAUCAUUAACAUUACUGAUAUAAGGUGCAGUGCCGCCCACUAAUCAGUUUAAAACUGUGCAUAGCCCCGCCCACUAAUCAGUUUAAAACGGUGCAUAGCCCCGCCCACUAAUCAGUUUAAAACGGUGCAUAGCCCCGCCCACUAAUCAGUUUAAAACGGUGCAUAGCCCCGCUCGCAAAAUCAGUUUAAAACUGUACAUAGCCCCGCCCAUUAAUCAGUUUAAAUCUGUGCAUAGCCCCGCCCACUAAUCAGUUUAAAACUGUGCAUAGCCCCGCCCACUAAUAAGUUUAAAACUGUGCAUAGCCCCGCCCACUAAUCAGUUUAAUACUGAAAUAAUCAGAGUCGCUUUGAACCCUGACUGUUCACUGAAAUAUAUAUGACACAUUUUUUAUCUUAGGGAAUAGGCCACGCCCACAGCUAACAAAAUGAGCAGUUGUGAGAGUUUUUAUGAUACACACAAACGUUUUAAAGUGGAAGAAUUUACCUUGAAGUGGACUUUGACGAGGUGUUAUAAAAAAAAAAAGAAAAAAUCGUGACACACCCAAAACCAACAAACAAACAGUAUUAAGUCAAAAGCAUUUUAACUCGAAGAAGUGAAACAUUUAUAAGAUAAAGAUUUUAGUUAUAGUGGAUAAAAUUCAUGGCCUGAAUAGGCCACGCCCCUUAGGGACAAAAAUUGCAGUUGUGAAUUUCCUGUGAUUUCUGUGGUUUCUGAUCAGCCUUCAAAGAGAAGUUCAAUAGUGAAAUGACAUUUUUGAGUGGAGAAGUAGAAUAGGCCACGCCCACCGGAAACAAACUUGGUCUCUUGCUAGUGUGAACUCAGCUUCAGGCUGUUGAGCAGAACGAUUUUGUGCGUAAUCAAUGUGGAGAAAAAGCGAUCUGCUUGAUGGGAUUUAUCCUUAAUGUGGAGUUAAUUCUUCUUUGGUUUCCGUGUUUUGUUGUAGAGCUGCAUGCUAGAAGCCCUCGUAUCGUAGAUCAUUCCAAAAAUCUGUUACUUUGCUGCUCAUCGCUUGUUGAAUGAAUGCGGAUAGACGGAAUCCCAAAGCGAUGCCUUUUUGUUGCUCCUGGACUGACAAGGCCUUCGCUAGGUGGCGCUCUAAUCUUAGUGUGUUGUGUGUUUAGUUGAAAACUUGAGAAAACUCAGACAGCACCAGCUACACUGCCUCCUGCCUCGCACGCUGCUCCGGAACCGGCGCACUUCAGUUCCGCCUCAUUCGCUCCUAAGCGCCAGCCGCAUCCCGACAUGAAGCAGUUGCCUAGCUGUUCCCUUAUUUAUUUAUUUAUUUAUUUAUUUAUUUAUUUAUUUAUUUAGGGACUUUCUUGUAGCAUGAUGUCAGAUAAAAAGCGCUUUGUGGUUCGGUGUUGUGCCAGUUCAAGAAAUCACGUUGAUGUAGCAAUAUGAGAAUAGUAAAGGGCUUUUCACGAUCGAACACUCGUCAUUCUGGACAUUUGCACGUUUCUCUAACGGACAGAAACGUCACCGCACACGGCCAUAUCACAGCCAAUAAACACAAGGUUUCUGGUUUCUGUUUGCAACGUUACAGCACUUGGGAUGCGCUCCUUCCUGUAAACCUUUCCUCUCUCUGUGCAUGGAAUCUGAGCAGGUCACGUGACUGGAGUCAAAAUGCACUCUGGGAUUUGUAGGAUAUGCAAACAGACAGGAACUCCAUCACUCCCACGCUGUAGAGAUACCAGUUCUACACAUGAUAGAGUAUAGAAACAUUUCUGUUGUGGAUGUUUAUCAGUUAUCAUACCUACAUGACAGAGGGGUGUGGCCUGGAUGGGUAAAGAAAUAUAAAUAUAAAUAUAUAAAUAUAUACAUUCUACAGUAUAUUAUUCUAUACUAUAACACACUGCAUAUAUAAAUACUCCAUGACUUGUUCUACAGAGAAUAAAUAUUGUUUGUACUGACUUAUUGUUAUGCAUUUUGCACAUUAGAGGCAUCAUUUACAUAUUUACAUAUUCACGUAGUGAGCUUUGUGCUAUGCAAGAAUAGCUCUGAAACAUGCUAAUUAGCUUUUUUCCUCUUAAUAGAGCAAAAAUAUUGUACAGGAAAUAAAGAACUCUAUUACGCUCCUUCAGCUGUGGAUAUUUUAAUUUGCCAGUCAAUUAAAAAUGUUAUAAAUAUAUAUAAAUAUAUAUAAAUAGUACGUUAUGUUUCUUAUUUUUGGUGUGUACAGUUUCAGUGUCAAUGUGGAAUUUGUACCGUUCAUAUUUUGUUCUGUUACUUCUUUGAAUUUUAUUCCUUUAUUUUUCUGUAAUGGCAAUAAAAUUAAAAGCGAAGGCUCAAACAGUAAGAAUGAGAAAUUUGGGUUUAAAAACAGAAUAUUAAUUAGUAAUAAACUCGUUCUUGUGGUUUUCCGCUUCUCUUUAUUGCAUGUCCUUGUUGACUUCCCCAAACUGCAGGAAACUGUCGAGUUUACUUAGAAAUGAAUUAUCACUAAUCAUCAUCAUCAGUCCUUCAUCAGCACACAGGUUGGACUGUCGGAGUUUUUCUGCCACACUGAUUUACGCUCAGUCCUGGAAGUCCAGGCUGAUAAAAUCCUUACGUUAACUCUAGUUUAUAUUUUAGUGUAUGAUGGACUGUAGCUGAGGAAGUGUUCUGUGUUAAAACUUAGACAAAGUUGUGCUAAUGUUAGCAUAAAAUAUAGCUACAUGCUAUGCUAAUGCUGGCAGGCUAAAUAGAUAAACAUCUGAUAAUAAGUAGAAGAAUAACAGGAAGAAAAUAUAUACUGAAAUUAAACAUUUAAAUUGGUUCAGCUUUAAAUAAAAAGAAGCAACUAAAACACCAGAUGAAACGACAUCAUCAUUAUCUCUAAAACAAGAGCAGAGAGAAGCUCGAGUUAAAUUUGUUAAGAUUUCGUGUUGCUGCUCUGAAUAAUCACACGAUCAGGCUGCAGCACUGCAUUAUGGGUAACAUGAGACAAUCAACAGGAAAGAGAAAGAGGAAGUCAACAAGGCUGCAGUGUGACAGGAUUAGACCCUGGAUUAGGUCUCCAUCAUCUCUUUAUCUUUUAAGCACUAAAUAAGUUCCUGUCAUAAAUAAAUAAACCCUGGGAUUCGCUCCUCAGCCCUCGCUGUCCAACACAGAUGUUUUAGCCAAGUCAUUUUUACCUGUUUAUUUGUUUGUUUGUUUGUUUGUUUAUUUGCUGAGUUGAUUUUUGUCUGUUUCCAAGCAGAAAUGUUGAACUUUGUUAGAAGUGUGUGUUUAACUCGUGUGUAACUGAGCAAUUCUCUUAAACAGGGUAGAAACAUUUUAACAUGCUAAUGAACACACACACACACACACUCACACACACACACACACAUAUACACACACACUCACACACAUACACUCACACACAUAUACACACAUACACACACACUCACGCACACACUCACACACAGACACUCACACACACACACACACAAACAAACACAUAUACACACAAACACACACCCACAAACAAACACACAUACACACACACAAACAAACACAUACACACACAAACACACACACACAUUCACACACACACACACACUCACACACAUACACUCACACAUACAUACACACACACACUCACGCACACACUCACACACAGACACUCACACACAGAUACACGCACACACACAGACACUCACACACAAACAAACACAUAAACACACACACACACAACCAAACACAUAUACACACACACACAAAUAAACAUAGUUUUAACUGGUCUGCAUCCUUGAUAUGGUGUGUGUGUGUGUAUGUGUGUUUCUCUGGAUUGCGUGAUAAAGGGAAUGAAGAGAUAAAGAGAUUUACUGGACUGUAACUGUGGGCUUUUAUGUUUCAGCUCUUG
This is a messenger RNA of Tachysurus vachellii, 6722 nucleotides long. RefSeq names its product gamma-aminobutyric acid type A receptor subunit alpha1 (gene gabra1). Gene Ontology annotation, molecular function: inhibitory extracellular ligand-gated monoatomic ion channel activity; GABA-gated chloride ion channel activity; GABA-A receptor activity. The coding region runs from base 437 to 1807 and encodes 456 amino acids. The record is from RefSeq and is a predicted model, not a curated record. Gene Ontology annotation, biological process: regulation of postsynaptic membrane potential; synaptic transmission, GABAergic; chloride transport. Gene Ontology annotation, cellular component: postsynapse; GABA-A receptor complex; dendrite membrane. The transcript has 10 exons. NCBI's taxonomy places the organism in Eukaryota, Metazoa, Chordata, Actinopteri, Siluriformes, Bagridae.